Molecule: messenger RNA, 3710 nt
Organism: Pterocles gutturalis (yellow-throated sandgrouse)
Lineage: Eukaryota; Metazoa; Chordata; Aves; Pterocliformes; Pteroclidae
Gene: SALL3
Product: spalt-like transcription factor 3
Exons: 3
Biological process (GO): regulation of transcription by RNA polymerase II
Cellular component (GO): nucleus
Molecular function (GO): RNA polymerase II cis-regulatory region sequence-specific DNA binding; DNA-binding transcription factor activity, RNA polymerase II-specific
Source: RefSeq, a predicted model, not a curated record
CGGUCCCAGGAGAAGGAGCAGAUGAUGGUGACAGCGGGAACGAGAGCAGGAGCGGAAGCGAAGAAACGAACGUUUGUGAGAAAUGCUGUGCCGAGUUCUUCAAGUGGACGGACUUCCUAGAGCACAAGAAGAGCUGCACUAAAAACCCCCUGGUGCUGAUCGUGAAUGAAGAUGAAGCAGCUCCAGCCCCUGCUGAGGAGUUCCCCGAUCCCUCGCCCGCCAGCUCUCCGAGUGACCAGGCAGAGAGUGAAGCUGCUGAAGAAGGCGUCCAGGCAGAAAACAACGAUAGCUCUGAGAUAAAAACCACGGAAAAGGAAGACGAGCCAAUGGAGGUAGAAACUUCUGCAGAGAAGAGUUUCCAGAAUCAGGGCACCUCAAACACAGCUACUCCUCUACCUCAGAUCCCUGAACCACCUUCCAUGACAAGCUAUAACAUGCCAAACACCAACGUCACGCUAGAGACUCUGCUGAGCACUAAAGUGGCGGUCGCACAGUUCUCGCAAAGCGCGCGGACCACCGCUUCCGCCAGCAUCAGCAGCGGGGUGACGGCCGUGGCCAUCCCCAUGAUCCUGGAGCAACUCAUGGCCCUGCAGCAGCAGCAAAUCCACCAGCUCCAGCUAAUCGAGCAGAUCCGCAGCCAAGUGGCCAUGAUGAACCGCCAGCCACUACGGCCAUCUCUCAACCCCAUCGUGGCCGCCCAGGGUGGUCCUGGGCAGGCGUCCAACCAGCUGCAGGGGUUUGCCGCCAGCGCUGCCGUCCAGCUCACUGCAGUCAUUCCUCCUGCCAUUGUGGGGCAGGUGGCCAGUGGUCAGCCCACUGCCUUCGACAGUUCUCAGCACAUCUCAAGACCUACAUCUGGAGCAAGUACACCCAGUAUAUCCGGCGGUGGCUCUUCUGCCCCACCGGAAUCAAGCGUACCUUCCUCCUCGAAUGCAAUCACGUCCAUAACUCCCGUUUCCAUGUCAAACGCUCCUCACAGUGCUUCACAGCCCCAGAACACUUCGACUCCGCCUUCAGUAGGACAUGGAAGCCUCACCUCGGUGUCCAGCCUGCCAAACCCACUUCUACCUCAGACUUCAUCAAAUAGCGUGAUCUUCCCCAAUCCGCUAGUUAGCAUCGCCGCAACAGCUAACGCACUAGAUCCUCUCUCUGCCCUUAUGAAGCAUCGCAAAGGAAAGCCACCAAAUGUGUCAGUGUUUGAACCCAAGUCGAGUUCUGAGGAUCCCUUUUUUAAACAUAAAUGCCGAUUUUGUGCCAAGGUCUUCGGAAGUGACAGUGCUUUACAAAUUCACCUCCGCUCGCAUACAGGCGAAAGACCUUUUAAAUGUAACAUAUGCGGAAACCGCUUUUCCACAAAGGGCAACCUGAAAGUUCAUUUUCAGAGGCAUAAAGAGAAAUACCCUCAUAUUCAGAUGAACCCUUAUCCUGUUCCAGAAUACCUCGAUAACGUGCCCACCUGCUCUGGAAUCCCGUACGGGAUGUCACUGCCCCCUGAAAAGCCGGUCACAACGUGGUUAGACAGCAAACCUGUUCUACCAACCGUCCCGACUUCCAUUGGGCUCCAGCUGCCUCCCACCAUACCUGGUGUGAACAGUUAUGGAGAUUCUCCAAGUAUCACUCCUAUGAGCAGGUCACCCCAGAGGCCUUCUCCUGCCUCCAGUGAAUGCACUUCUCUAUCCCCGAGCCUCAACACUUCUGAGUCGGGCGUUCCAGUGUCUGCCGAAUCCCCGCAGCCCGUUCAGAGUGGCUCAUCCCUGAACAAGGCAGAACCUGUCACUCUGCCUCCCACGAGCACACGGCUUGGGGACCUCUCUGCAGGUGGGCAAGUUUCCACAGCUUCCACAUCUUCAAUUCCUACUGCUGUCACAGACAGCAGCAUUGCAACAAGCCUCCCAAAACCUGUGCUUCCAGCAGUGUCUGACCAGUUUAAGGCAAAGUUUCCAUUCGGUGGUCUGCUAGACUCUAUGCAAACGUCAGAAACCUCAAAACUGCAACAGCUAGUGGAGAACAUUGAUAAGAAGAUGACAGAUCCAAAUCAAUGCGUCAUUUGUCACCGUGUGCUUAGUUGUCAGAGCGCUCUCAAGAUGCAUUACAGAACGCAUACAGGAGAAAGACCAUUUAAAUGCAAAAUUUGUGGACGUGCCUUCACUACGAAAGGCAAUCUGAAAACACAUUUUGGAGUUCAUCGAGCGAAGCCACCACUUAGAGUACAGCACUCGUGUCCCAUUUGUCAGAAGAAAUUUACAAAUGCGGUUGUUCUUCAGCAGCACAUUCGUAUGCAUAUGGGCGGGCAAAUUCCAAACACGCCACUACCUGAGGGCUUCCAGGAUGCCAUGGACUCAGAGCUUUCCUACGACGAGAAGAACGUUGACACGCUGAGCAACUUUGACGAUGACAUUGAUGAAAAUUCUAUGGAAGAGGACCCGGAGCUAAAGGACACGGCAAGUGACUCAUCCAAACCCCUUAUCUCUUACUCCGGGUCAUGUCCUUCUUCGCCACCUUCUGUGAUCUCCAGUAUUGCUGCUCUGGAGAAUCAAAUGAAAAUGAUUGAUUCUGUCAUGAACUGUCAGCAGCUGACCAGUUUAAAAUCCAUAGAAAAUGGAUCAGGGGAAAGUGACCAUUUGAGCAAUGACUCCUCAUCAGCUGUUGGUGAUCUCGAAAGCCAGAGUGCAGGCAGCCCUGCGAUGUCAGAGUCUUCUUCCUCCAUGCAAGCUUUGUCUCCUGUAAAUAGCAAUAGCGAAAGUUUCCGAUCCAAGUCGCCAGGUCUCAGUAACCAGGAAGAGCCCCAAGAAAUACAAUUAAAGACAGAAAAACCAGACAGUCCACCACCUGCAGCUGAAAAUGGAGGCGCAUUAGAUCUGACAUCCACCAACCCAGGAAGACCGGUCAUCAAAGAGGAGGCUCCUUUUAGCCUGCUGUUCCUGAACAGAGAACGUGGUCCCAGCCAAAGUACUCCUAGCCUGGUCACCAGUACAGCGCCUACCAUGAUCAAAAUGGAAGUGAAUGGUCACAGCAAGCCGAUCUCUUUGGGUGAGGUUCCCUCGCUUCCAGCUGGAAUCCAGGUUCCUGCUGCACCACAGACAGUGAUGAGUCCGGGGAUCACCCCUAUGCUGGCACCCCCCCCUCGCCGGACUCCCAAGCAGCACAACUGUCAGUCGUGCGGGAAGACCUUCUCCUCAGCAAGUGCACUGCAGAUACACGAGCGCACCCAUACCGGUGAAAAACCGUUUGGUUGCACGAUCUGUGGUAGAGCUUUUACCACAAAGGGGAAUCUGAAGGUUCACAUGGGAACCCACAUGUGGAAUAACGCCCCGGCACGCCGCGGCCGCCGCCUCUCCGUGGAAAACCCCAUGGCUCUGCUGGGUGGCGACGCGCUCAAGUUCUCCGAGAUGUUCCAGAAGGAUUUGGCAGCUCGGGCCAUGAACGUUGACCCCAAUUUUUGGAACCAAUAUGCUGCAGCUAUCACUAACGGACUUGCUAUGAAGAACAAUGAGAUUUCUGUCAUACAGAACGGAGGCAUUCCCCAGCUCCCAGUAAGUCUAGGCGGAGGCGCCAUCCCGCCUCUCAGUAACCUUACCGGUGGCAUGGACAAAGCUCGCACGGGCAGCAGCCCUCCCAUUGUUGGUCUGGACAAAGCAAGUUCUGAAACGGGAGCCAGUCGGCCAUUCACCAGGUUUAUUGAGGAUAAUAAAGAGAUUGGCAUAAAUUAA